Exophiala bonariae is the source of this 666-nucleotide messenger RNA. RefSeq lists its product as uncharacterized. NCBI's taxonomy places the organism in Eukaryota, Fungi, Ascomycota, Eurotiomycetes, Chaetothyriales, Herpotrichiellaceae. The record is from RefSeq and is a predicted model, not a curated record. The transcript has a single exon. The coding region runs from base 1 to 666 and encodes 221 amino acids.
AUGACUCCUUCAAUUCCCAAUACCGCCGUUAGCGACAGAUUUUCCAAUGAGUCCUGCUCUACUCCUGAAAGCAGAGCCCAUUUUGCGAAACUUCCAGAUCCGAAAUCUGGCUACCAGCCAUACGACAACAAACUCCCAAUUUCAAGCCAUUCUCCACAAGGACGACUUUCUAUCCAGUUCGAAUUGUCGGGUACAAAGUGCUCCAUAUCAGGCCAGAAUGCCUUCCGCCUAGCUCUUAGUGUCGAGAACGGCACCAAUCUCCCCUUGGCCUUCGCGGUGGGUAGACAACCCAUGUUGAUAUCUGAAGCAUACUCUCGUGGGCCAGAGCUCAUCAUCAGCCAAGCGGACGACAGGGAAAUCGUCGCAACAUAUCGAUUUGAAGUCUGCUCUGUUCCCGAAGUCCCCCGCAUCAUCAAACAAUCCGGUCUUUACGACGGGGAAGACUUUGACCAUCUGCGCCCUGGGGUCACAGAGCCAAUCACCGUCGAUCUCAAUAGCCAAAGUGUCCUCAAGGAAGAGUUUUGCGACGAUUUGAUGGAGAAACUUGCAGUGGGUAGGAAAUAUAGGAUUUCUAUUCGGGGUUCUAGAUGGGAAAGUGGAAAGACCGCACCAGUGCGUUGUCAAGCUUGCAGAAGAGGACCAGACGUGUUUGAAGUGGUCUAUUGA